GUCAGUCAGCCUUGUGGUCAGCCUCAUCAUUUCAUCAAACGACAAACAGUAAAUUUUCAGCCAAUCCAUUACUUCAUCCAUCCAUCCAGCAUCUCUGUCGGCAUUUUAUAGUUUUUCAGUUCGUUUGUGUAUAUUUGUUGACAUUGGUGCUUAUUUUAACGACUAUAUCUACUUCUUUGGUGAAGACACUAUAACGUUGGGAUUGAAUAGAAAGUAUUUAAGAAUUGGAGGAUGGCACGUGGGCAGCAAAAACUUCAAUCACAAGCAAAAGCUGCAGAGAAACAGUCCAAACUAAAGAAACAGCAGGGCCACAGUGCCAAUGACCAGAAGAAAGCUGCACAGAAAGCUCUUGUCCACGUGUGUGUUGUUUGUAAGGCGCAGAUGCCAGACCCUAAGACCUACAAACAACAUUUUGAAAACAAGCAUCCCAAAAACGAUCUUCCAGAAGACUUGAAAGCUAUCUAACACUUGUGUAGAUUUAACGUUUAUUUAACUUUUAAGAAUUGUAAAAAUAUCUUGGUAUUGAAACUGCAUUUGUUUAUUUCAUUAUGUUUGAAGCUAUGUUUUUUUAUGAACUAAAUGGAAUGAGCACUUGAA
This is a messenger RNA of Helicoverpa zea (corn earworm), 597 nucleotides long. RefSeq names its product zinc finger protein 706-like. The transcript has 3 exons. The record is from RefSeq and is a predicted model, not a curated record. Bases 232 to 465 code for a protein of 77 amino acids. NCBI's taxonomy places the organism in Eukaryota, Metazoa, Arthropoda, Insecta, Lepidoptera, Noctuidae.